UAUCAGAUCGUAGUUUUGCGUGAAACUGAAACUCCAAAAAGACCAGAUCGAGUGUGAUUAUCCGUAGGCAGACUUGAUAAGCUCCACUUCUUUCGAAGGAUAACAUCUUGGCGUGAUCAGAUUGUGAUAGAGAUGACAUUCAAGAUGAAGCUUCGUUUUUAUAGUUCAAUUUGGAGAAGGAGUCUGGGUCUCCCGUUCUGUAUAAAUAAGAGCACCCUUCACUUUGAUUCUGCAUUCUCCAUCAAGAACGUGCAUUGGGCAUACCAAGCUGAACUGGACGUGGCUUCUCCUCAAGGUUCUAGACAUUCCUCCACCGCCAAGUUUGUGGCUACUUUUGAAGUGAUUUCUGCUUCUUUAAUUAAAUGUGGAACUAAGCUUCCAUUCUUUUGGUGUAGCCGAACCGAGAGCUUUGCAGACUUGUGGCUGGAGGCAGGCACCCUUUUAUAGGGAGAUCGCCACUUUACUUUCAAGGCCGCAUUUUGAUGACGACUUUGAUGCAGGUGGAUAACUUGGGGCUGAAACUCUGCACGGGGAUCAUCUUGGAGCAGCUUCCCCACUAUUGUGAACAGAACUUCGCAGAUUUGUCCUUGGCGUGAACCAACAGCCCGAGGCUUUCACUUGACACUCAUCUUUGCCACCCAUAUGCAGGACGCACCGC
Molecule: messenger RNA, 658 nt
Organism: Rosa chinensis
Lineage: Eukaryota; Viridiplantae; Streptophyta; Magnoliopsida; Rosales; Rosaceae
Exons: 4
Coding region: 133-447 (104 amino acids)
Source: RefSeq, a predicted model, not a curated record